UGAUUUUGAAGAUCAAUGACGGUGAGACAGCACCGUGCUGUUCGAACGCAGCAAUGUUCACGGCACGGGUAACACAACUAAUAAAACAGCAUUGCGACAUGAGCUAUGCGAGAUGGACUAAUGUGCCGCAGGCACAGAAGGACGAGUUGAUCGACCGUGUCAGAGGUGACUUCGUUUUAGAUUGGGAUCGGGAGAAUCAUAGACUGACCGUCAGGAAGCAGUUGCGUAAGCGGUUCAAUGCAUUCCACCAUGAAUUACACAAAAAGUAUGAAUCAUACGGUAGUCACGAGGAAGCAUUGGCUGCUGGGAGUACGAUGGUUGGCUUGGAAGUCUGGGCUAAGUUGUGUGAGAGGUGGGGAACCGAGGAAUUCAAGAAAAUUGCAAGACAAAAUCGAGAGAAUAGAAAGGCGCAAACCAUUAACCACACUGCAGGCCGCAAAUCUUUUGUUAGGCUAAUGGAGGAGAAGCGGGCUACUUCUGCGAAUUUGGUGGAGUUCUAUAAGGAGAGUCACUGGUCAAAGAAGAAUGGUAAAUUUGUCACCGCAGCAACUGAAAACACUUAUAAUGAGAUGGUCAGGAAGAUGGAUGGUCUAGAGCCUGAGCAACGCAACGACGAGGCAGCAGCAAGUGUAUUUAGAGAGGUGCUUGGGCAUAGACCAGGAUACGCGAGGGGGCUAGGAGAGAUGGUCAUUCCGGAGUCGACAAGACAACGGAACACCCAAAAAGAAAGAGAGUAUCAAGCCUUAAUUGAAAAACACAAGACAGAUGCUGAGAAUUACAAGAAAGAUGCUGACCAUUACAAGACGAAGCUUGAUGAAGUGAUGGGUCAAAUGCAAGUUCUUCUUGAGAGGCAAAAUGCUACUGAUGCUUUGAUGCAAACAUUUUUUCGGAAUUUCCAAAGUAACCCCGAGUCUCUCCAGGCUAUCCAGUCUCUCCAGUCUCGUGGAGAGACUUAGUGAGCAUGCUAGUAGUCUAUUUUGAAUAUUUUGGGCAUAUUUUUGGUCGUGGGAGAUGGUGGGUGGCCAAAUUAUAAAUGAAAACAUUUAUAUAUAUAUAAA
Molecule: messenger RNA, 1058 nt
Organism: Carya illinoinensis
Lineage: Eukaryota; Viridiplantae; Streptophyta; Magnoliopsida; Fagales; Juglandaceae
Exons: 5
Coding region: 54-956 (300 amino acids)
Source: RefSeq, a predicted model, not a curated record